UCAAGAGCCGGAAACAAAACAACUUUGUCAUGUGAUUUCUGCCCUUAGUAUGUAGCUGUUAGGUGUAAAGUCGAUUUAAAUAAAGCUCCAAGAAGUUGCCAAGCCGUCUACACAAGACGAGAAUAAAGUGGCUGUCAUGGCUGAUGAUCUGAAGCGAUACCUGUACAAGCAGCUGCAGAGUGUUGAAGGUCUUCAUGCGAUUGUAGUGACAGACAGAGAUGGUGUCCCGGUUAUUAAAGUCGCCAAUGACAACGCCCCCGUCCACGCUCUGAGACCGGGCUUCUUGUCCACUUUUGCUUUGGCCACAGAUCAGGGCAGCAAGCUGGGCCUCUCCAAGAACAAGAGCAUCAUCUGCUACUACAACACCUACCAGAUUGUGCAGUUUAACCGGUUACCUUUGGUCAUCAGCUUCAUUGCAAGCAGCAACGCCAACACAGGCCUCAUCAUGAGUCUGGAGAAGGAGCUGGCUCCACUAAUAGAGGAGCUGAGGCAGGUGGUGGAGGUGACAUAAACUCUGCCCGACCCCCUGAUCCCGAUCCACAGCGGAAACAUCCGGAUCACACCCAGCUCCCUUAAUCUCUCUGUCUCUGACGGUGCAUUCAAGUCACGUGGGGAAACCUGUGUACAACUCCAAGUAAUGGAUAUCGUUUGAACUGUACACAUCAUGAUUGAAUCUUCCAGUAUUCUUUUUUUUUUUUUUCUUCUGUUGACUUUCUUUUCGGCUCAUUUCUGUGGAGUGUUAGUUCUCUUCAUGAGCGUUUCCACAGCUGAGGCAGAGUUUGUGUCCAAUCAAAUGUCCACAAGUCUGAAUAAAUGUAUCAUGUUUAGCACCUAA
Messenger RNA from Labrus bergylta (ballan wrasse), 835 nucleotides. RefSeq names its product late endosomal/lysosomal adaptor, MAPK and MTOR activator 3 (gene lamtor3). Gene Ontology annotation, biological process: cellular response to amino acid stimulus; positive regulation of TOR signaling. The record is from RefSeq and is a predicted model, not a curated record. Gene Ontology annotation, cellular component: Ragulator complex. Lineage: Eukaryota; Metazoa; Chordata; Actinopteri; Labriformes; Labridae.